This is a messenger RNA of Hyalella azteca, 4314 nucleotides long. It is a transcript of the gene step, whose product is annotated as cytohesin-1. Bases 170 to 2521 code for a protein of 783 amino acids. The transcript is spliced from 8 exons. Gene Ontology annotation, biological process: regulation of ARF protein signal transduction. Gene Ontology annotation, molecular function: guanyl-nucleotide exchange factor activity. The record is from RefSeq and is a predicted model, not a curated record. Lineage: Eukaryota; Metazoa; Arthropoda; Malacostraca; Amphipoda; Hyalellidae.
UAAAAAAUUAAUGGACUUCUUUUUACAGAUAUAAAAAUGAUGAAUUCAAAUUAAGAGUAAGUUUUAUAGAAGCUACCUUCAUUGAUACCGAGUUCGUAGGGAAGCUCGCAGCGCGAUUGUCCGUGUGAGGGAAUAUUGGCGGGCAUGGUGUUGGCAAUGUUGGCCGGACAUGGCAUCGGCUGUUGAUUUAUCGUCUGCUCUCGAGUCCAGAAAGGACUGGUCUAGCUUCAUUUUUGGCUUUGCCGUGACUGUGUUGAGAUUUUUGAAACAUAAUCCCGACGCUUCAAAACCUACUGUGCUCCUCAAAUCUACUGUUCGCUCGUUUGUGUUCGGAGAAUCUUCAGACGGCGGUAGGGACAGACAGAAGCUGUGCGUUUGUGAUUGUCAUUGCUCAGUAUACGGUGACAGACGUAAAAGUAAUAAUCCGGUCGGUAGAAGCGCAAGUGAUGUAUCACAGGUAUGUAAUAACAACAAUAUACCCAGAAAUAAAUUUAGGCACUGCUCUGCCGAUCACGCUAAAUGUUUUCGUACUUUGCAUCAGAAAGCCAACUCCACUUCUGAAAUGAAUGAUAUCAAAACAUCAUGGCUUCCUAAAAAUUGUUGCCUAUGUUGCUUCUCCGCUACCCAUUCAAAUGUACUACCCGAAGAAGAAGCAGUAGCAGCACCCAGCGUUCAGGUCCGAAACUCCGAAGCGGGAGCCCGUACAGUGAACAAAUCUCGUCGACGCAUGAUUGACUCGGCACCAGUUAUCGCUUCCGAGAUGAAACAAAACAAAAAUGUUCGACACAGCUGCAGUGAUCCCGUGCUCAACGUUUACGUUCCUGAAUCUCAGAACUUGGAAAAUGAAAAUAUGGAAAACUCCAGUGAAUUGAAAACUGUGAACGUAGAUGACAGUUCUUUCUCCAGCAUGUCGUCCUUGUCCAAAUUAAAAAACGGCAGUGCUCUUCGAAGAAUUGCCAAAAAACACUCUACAUCCUUCCGUCAUUCGUCUAGAAAUUUAGCUCGGAAGUUUAGUGCGCAUAGAAUUCCUGAAAAGGUAUGUCCGUCUCCCGUCAACGUGAAACUUAGUGCCAUCAAUACGCUUAAAACCACAAUUCCACUCGAAGCUCUACGUGAUAAGAUGGACGGUGUGCACCGCACCAACAGUUAUUUAAAGAACACUGAGGACGCCGUGGAUGGUAAUGCCUCUUCUGCGAGUGGAAACCAAUCUUUUAACCAUCAGUUUGUGAAAGUAAACGAAAAUAACUGGACGGCAUCGUUGCGGCGCAAGAAGAACGCCCUUGUAUCUAGAAGCCAAACGCUUAGCAGCAAAGUAAGGCCCUUCUCAGGGAGCCGGAAUGAUGUCAUCAAUGAAGAGUCUGCCAUUAGCGCCUGGAGUGAAGAGUAUGACGAAACAUUUGAUCAUCUACACCACCGAAGCUGCCCAUGCAGAGCCUCUCAGCAACUCAAAGAUGAGAUGGCCGAUGUCACAGCGGAGAUGGAGACGCUGGAAGGGGGAGAUGACGGGAAAAACAAUCCGAAGAGUAAACAGAUGAGCAUCGGGCGCAAAAAAUUCAACAUGGAUCCGAAAAAAGGCAUUGAGUAUCUCAUUGAUCACGGACUUUUGAAGAAUACCCCCGACGAUAUUUCCAAAUUCCUGUACAAUGGUGAGGGUUUGAACAAAACUGCAAUCGGCGACUACCUCGGCGAGCGCCACGACUUCAACCAGACUGUCUUGGACUCCUUCGUGGCGCUGCAUAACUUCACUGACCUCAUCCUCGUACAGGCACUCAGACAAUUCCUGUGGAGCUUCCGACUACCUGGAGAAGCACAAAAAAUCGACCGCAUGAUGGAACGAUUCGCUCGUCAUUAUUGCGAUCUCAAUCCAACAAUUUUUAAACAUCCCGACACUUGUUUUGUCUUAUCGUUUGCCAUUAUUAUGCUUAAUACGUCUCUGCAUAAUCCUGCUGUUAAAGACAAACAAACGCUUGAACAGUUUAUCAACAUGAACCGAGGCAUCGACAACGGCGACGAUCUUCCUCGAGAGCUACUAGAGAGCUUGUACGAGAGCAUCAAAACAGAGCCUUUCAAAAUUCCCGAAGAUGACGGCAAUGAUCUGAUGCACACGUUCUUCAAUCCUGAUCGAGAAGGAUGGUUAUGGAAGCAGGGCGGCCGCUACAAAAGUUGGAAGAGACGGUGGUUCAUUCUAAAUGACAACUGUUUAUAUUAUUUCGAAUUUACCACAGAUAAAGAGCCAAGAGGCAUCAUUCCACUAGAGAAUAUUGAGGUCCGUGAAGUGCACGACCGCAACAAGCCUCAUUGCUUCGAGUUGUACGCGACUUCGACCGACUUCAUCAAGGCGUGCAAAACUGAUAGCGAAGGCAAGGUGGUGGAGGGCAAGCACACCGUCUACAGAAUGAGCGCUGCUACCCACGACGAGAAGGAGGAGUGGAUUAAAUGCAUCAGGCAAAGCAUCAGUCACAAUCCCUUCUACGACUUACUGGCGAAGAGAAAGAAGAAUAUCCAAAAGAACAACAGUUGAUGCGUCUCCUGUGUUUUGUUGGAACCGUUCGAAAGUGUCUAUUUGUAUAGCCUGUUGUUGUUUAUUCUGUUAUCCGUUGUUUAUGAUGCGUAUUUUCCUGUAUUAGCUUCACUGUAUCAUUCAUCGUGGAUCUCGCUACUCAUGUGCCCUGAAAACAUCGAACAAUUUCGUUCAUUGUAUCCAGUUUAUCGUCGUUGUCAUUAUCGCGUGUGGCCGAAAUAUGAUUCUCAUAGUUAAUGUACCUCAUCGGCUACCUCUAUUCCAUGCUUGGCCAUCAUCGUGUAAGUUUGUAAGAUAUAUUUUUCCUGUAAGUAUGUCGACCUGCCUGUGGGCGUAAGCCGGCUCGUUCGCGUCUCAUAUCUUUAUUUAUUGACUUCUAUGUCCGUGUGAUGUUCGUGCCUAUCAAGACUCUGCUCCUAUGCUCAUAUGCAUAUAUUAUAGCCGUUUGAAUAAUGUAUUGCAAGGCAACAAUUAUAUAUCAAAUCUACCCUAAUGCGUAUGUAGGAUGGAAUUCGAUAAUGAAGUAGGGUUUUAGAAAUUGCUGCCGAAAAUCUUAAUUGUAAACGAGCAUAUAUGAUGAGAUUUUCAUCAUCGUUAAUAAUACGCGUUAUUAGAAUUCAUUUUCCGGAAUAAUGUUCUGAAAUAUUAAUAGUCUCCAUCAGGCAGUUUAAUGUAAUUGGUAGAUAAAUUUUCACAACAAACCGGGUGGAUUUCAGCAUCUGUGUUGCUGCUUAUUCACAGUUUAUAUUUUGCAGUCAUGAAUUAAAUCGUGGUCCUGAUCGUUACAUUGAUAUGUAAGAUACUAGAAUGAAAUGAAUGAAUGACCUUGAACGAAAUUAAAGAUAAAUAUCUGUUCUUCCAUGGUGCAUCUCUGUUACCUCUUCGAAAUUGGUUACUAAUCCCAUCCAGUCUGAUUUUCAGAAUUUCUUGUGAACCUAGGGAGUGACAGAUUAUUUAGAACUGAUAUCAUAAUACCGGAUCUUCGAGGACUUCGAGAAAUUUUCAUUUUGUUUAACUAAUCAUGAUAUUUUGCGUAUUUCUCACGAUAUUUCUCGGUAGUGAAAUUUAUCUACUAUUCUCUGGUACUGUGUUCAUAAGCCGUAUUAAUGGUCAUUACUUUUUUGUUCUGUUACGUCAAUGGCGUCCUUUGAAAUCUGCUAUUCAAAAGAAGUAAGAUGAACUUUUGGUUAUUAUUUAUCUGACCUUUUCCAAAAAAUUUUUUUGCUGCAGUCUUUUUAGUUAUAUUAUUGAUUGUAGAUACACAAGCGAUUAGUCCUGGCUCCCAAUUAUAAAGGAAUGCAAAUUUUCUUCAUUUCUAUGUAGAUCUGACUUGCAUUAAAGUGCAAAAGACUGUGUUCGCCUUUCUGCACUAAUGUGAAUAAUUUUAUAGCGGUAUUCUUAGAUGUUUGUUGAUAAACAAAAUUAUCUCUGUAUCAAUUUUCCAACUUAACGUCAAACUAAAUAGCUUUUGGAGUGAUUUAUUAGAGAAAUAGAAUUAAUUAACACUCCUGCACGAGGUGCUGAAAGGUUGAUAGUUUAUUUCGUUAAAAUAUGCGAUGGUGUGAUCAUUAAAGUAUUGGAGCAUAGAAUGUAAGUAAUGUUUGCAAUAUUGAUUUCUGAACUGCGAUUGUGUAGUGUCCAACUUGCGGCAUAAAAGUCUGCUCGCGAGUGGAUGUUGUUGUACCUUUACCAAAGGAUCGACGUGUACAAUGUUUAGUAAUGUUAAGUGUGCAAAUUGUAUAAACUUAUCCUCUGUACAUAGCGGAGUCUUUAUAUUAUAUGUGAUAGUCAAA